AAUGUUUGUGAAAAAAGAUUUAGGAGUCAGUAUAAUCUUAAUAGACACACUAGAGUCCACACAGGAGAGAAACCAUUUGGUUGUGGUGUUUGUAGCAAAAGAUUUUCACAACCAGGGGAUCUGGAGAGACACACAAAAGUCCACACAGGAGAGCGACCAUUUGUCUGUGAUGUAUGUGGUAAAACAUUUAGCCAGAAAAUACAUCUUAAUAAGCAUAUGAGAGUCCACACAAGAGAGAAACCUUUUGGUUGUGGUGUUUGUAGUAAAAGAUUUUUACAGCCAGAGAAUCUCAAGAAACACAUGAGGGUACACACAGGAGAGAAACCAUUUGGCUGUGAUGUUUGCGGACAAAGAUAUAAACGAAAUGCACAUCUUAAGUCACACACAAGAGUACAUACAGGAGAGAAACCAUUUGGUUGUGGUGUUUGUAGUAAACGAUUUUCACAACUGGGAGAUCUGAAGAAACACCAGAGAGUGCACACAGGAGAGAAACCAUUUAACUGUGAUGUGUGUGGGAAAAAAUUUUCACGGAAGGAAAGUUUGAAAAGACACAGGAGAGUACAUUUAGGAGAGACAAUGUUUGACUGUGGGGAAAGAUGUACAUCACAAGGAGAUCUGAGGAGCUAUGAGGGGACUGUUGCUCUGGCACUUAACGUCUCACCAGUUCAAAGUAAACUAGAAGAAGAACAGGAUGCUGAACGCCUUGGUGCCCAUCAGGUGCAGGAUACCGUUAUCAACCAAAAUGCAGUGUUGCCUGCAGAUGUCCUGCAGGUGUUGGUGAUUAAAGAAGAAGUUCCCCAUGAAUGGAGCCCAAGUAUGGACCAACAAGACCCA
This is a messenger RNA of Stegastes partitus (bicolor damselfish), 834 nucleotides long. Its product is annotated as gastrula zinc finger protein XlCGF71.1-like. Gene Ontology annotation, molecular function: DNA-binding transcription factor activity, RNA polymerase II-specific; RNA polymerase II cis-regulatory region sequence-specific DNA binding. The annotation marks the transcript as partial. The transcript is spliced from 2 exons. Gene Ontology annotation, biological process: regulation of transcription by RNA polymerase II. The record is from RefSeq and is a predicted model, not a curated record. NCBI's taxonomy places the organism in Eukaryota, Metazoa, Chordata, Actinopteri, Pomacentridae.